Molecule: messenger RNA, 2933 nt
Organism: Orussus abietinus
Lineage: Eukaryota; Metazoa; Arthropoda; Insecta; Hymenoptera; Orussidae
Gene: MED16
Product: mediator of RNA polymerase II transcription subunit 16
Exons: 14
Coding region: 230-2662 (810 amino acids)
Biological process (GO): positive regulation of DNA-templated transcription
Cellular component (GO): mediator complex
Molecular function (GO): protein binding
Source: RefSeq, a predicted model, not a curated record
AGCAAGGUGCAGUCGCUUGUUGCAGUAAAUUAGAAAUUGCAAGUAAAUGUAAAAAUCGGGUUUGAAACCGUUUUAAUUAUUUUAACAUUGUCCAUUGCUUUAAUUAUCAGUUUUCUGUGAAUAGUUUUUAUGAUCAUCUCGCAUAGACAUCGAGAGGUUAUGUUAUAUGAUAAAUGCAUAUGACGGAUGUCAACAUCGGUAUAUGUAAUAUAACCUCCUAAAAAAAAAGAUGGAUCUACUAUAUACUGUCAACAGGAAAACCUUCUCAAAAUCACAUGUAAAUCAUGAAAACUUAUACGAUGGGCAAUCUUUGUGUUCUCUGUCGAGUCGUAACAUAGCAGCAUUUACGACAACAACUGAACUCGACGACAGCAGUGGAAAGACAUGGGGUUCUCACGUCUAUGUGUGUGAUCUCAAUAUGCCUUGGCAUGUUCACAGGGUAUUAUCAAACAAAUAUAUAAUUACGGCCUUGGAAUGGGAUUUACCUGGAGAUAAACUAGUUGUAGCAGACGCAGCAGGUACUGUGCUACUAUGGAUGUUUAAAGAUCAUGUUCUUAAUGAUUGGGUAUUGAUCGGUUCUGCGAGUUUCCCUGGUGAACACAUCUUAGGAGCUGCUUGGUUCCACAAUGGCAAAAAGACUGGACUGGUUACAGAAAAGAAGGAUAGCAUUCAUUACAGUGAAAAAUUUAAUCACUUGCUGUUCGCCCCGUCGGUCAGACAAUUCGGAGGUCGAGCUGCUGAAGGAGUUUUAGUCGUAUCGACUACGGGCAUGGUUGGAGCAGUGUUGAUCAGUAGAGAUUUUCACAAUCCAGUCUGGUUCGCAACGGAGAGUUUGGGUAGCAUGCGACAUAGGAUCACUGCAGUCGACCUAUGUUACGGAAAAAAUGGUCAUUUCCUGGUAGCUGUUAGCAGUGGCAAUAUUUCACUACCGAUCAGAUGUUAUCGAGUGUUGGUCAGGAAAACCGAUGAAAAGUGCAGUAUAACUUCCCAGGCGCUGCCAAGUUUCUUCUUGCAAGACGGUGCACCUAAAGAUGUUUCUUGUACGAGCGUUACUCAUUUAAAGUUUGUCGUGCGCGAGGACGCCGAUUCAUUGGUGGUUGCAGCGAACAGUGAGAGUGGUGGAUUUGUCGAAAUUUGGGAACUAAGAGAAAAGUGCCAACCAGUGCACAAACUUUUCCAGCCAAAGACUUUGGAAUCCUUCAAAACAGUAGUUUGGCAGCAUCAAUCACAGUACCGAUGUCAGUCCCCGGUGACUGCAAUAGUGACGACAAAACUAUCGAUUGUGACUACUCUGCCACCGCCAAGCUAUGUUGUUGUAGCACUAGCAGAUUCUUCUGUACAUUGUUUAACUCGCGACUGUCUUAAAGAGGUUGCAUACUCAUCACUGAAUAUGUCCUGGCGUCAGGAUGAACCUAGUAGCAAGUAUUCAAAGUCCUCCAUAACGAUAUCACACAUUGACAUUUCUUGGUUAGGCUGCGUAUUGUUGGCUUGUGAUACUCAUGGAAGUUUGUACUUAUACAGAUUGCUGCCAGAAGGUGGUCCAUCGAUGACUUUAAGUUACGCUUGUACAUUACUCGAGUAUUGUUUGGUAACUGGGUUGGAUUGGUUAGAUCUCCUCCUUUGUCUAAGAUCAUCAAUGAUCGAAACCCUCUGUGAACGAUUGGAUGCAUCUUACAACAGACAGUCUCCACCAACUCAGCAAUAUCACUAUAUUCAAUUUCUCUGCAUAAAAACUUCAUUGUACAGAUUGUUAGCAAGUGGCCAAAACAAGGCAGCUGAUCUCGCCUCGUUGUUGAUGGUGCACUCCGUAGCAACAGCAUUCAAAUCUUUGCUGAGACCUUCCGAUCUCAUCUCUCAUGAUAAGGGACCAGCAGAAAGUUUAGCUGCGGUUAUCAACGAUGCGAUAACGGACGUCGACAAGGUGCUGCUACAUUUGGACCCAAAAGAAUUUACAGUCGAGCCCAGCACAUUGCAAUCGUUGCAACAAUUGAUCCAAUGGGUGGCCGAUCUGGCACUGAAUCUUUUGGCAAAGUUACCAGAGCAACGGAUGCAGAUGAAACCUGGUGGUUACGAACUCCUGAAGGAUCACAAGGCAUUAAACACAGUGAGAGAACUCCUGGUUAUCAUUCGUAUCUGGGGACUGCUGCGACCUUCUUGUCUGCCAGUUUUUCUACGCAGUGCUGACAACCUUGACGUAUUGGCACUGCUGUUCCAGUUACUCUCGAAACUUGUGCAACCGAAUGGAGAUACUCAGCAACAGCAAGUCGAUGACAGCUUAAUAGACGAAUGCUGCUUACUUCCCAACCAGAUAAUGAUACCUCAACUGCACCAGGCCAACAGUAUUACUUCGAUAGCGUCACCUGUACUCUUUUACCAGAGUCUUCCGCUUCAGUUAGAGUACGGCAUCGAACCAGAGCAGUUACUCUUCGUACCAGAAUUAAAUCCAGUCGAAGGGUGUAUGCACACCGGACAGAUAGUUGACACCAUUCGUCACUUGUAUCUGGGCAAACAACCACUUUACGUAAAACAGUGUACAAGAUGUGGAGGUAAAGCACAGGUGCAGAAUAUGACGCGAACAGCUGCAAUUCGAGCCUGGGACCAAAGAUGGACGCGUGCUUGCAGAUGCGGUGGUAUCUGGAGAAUCCACAAGAACUCCCAUUGAUGAACCAAUCGCUCCUACUAAACUAUUUAAAAAAAAUCGACCGAUAACGUGCGUCAUCACUGCCAAAAAUUCGAAGCGAAGCAAACCAGUUCGGGCUUCAAACUCGAGUUGCGCGUGCAUCGGUCUAGAGAAAAGAAAUCCGAACAACGUGAUGAACUCUUCAAAUAAUCUCUUUCAUUGCGUCUGUAAAUACACGAGCCGUUGUAAGAUAAAAGGAAGAGCCUGUAUUUAGCUGAGCCAGCGAUUAAACUAAUUUGUACCUAAUUAGGUA